Messenger RNA from Histoplasma mississippiense, 1302 nucleotides. RefSeq names its product ketol-acid reductoisomerase, mitochondrial precursor. The record is from RefSeq and is a predicted model, not a curated record. Gene Ontology annotation, cellular component: mitochondrion. Gene Ontology annotation, molecular function: ketol-acid reductoisomerase activity. The transcript is spliced from 5 exons. The coding region runs from base 1 to 1302 and encodes 433 amino acids. Lineage: Eukaryota; Fungi; Ascomycota; Eurotiomycetes; Onygenales; Ajellomycetaceae. Gene Ontology annotation, biological process: L-valine biosynthetic process.
AUGUCUACCAGACCCGUUGCUAAGGCUCUCCGUGGCCCUGCCACCCGAUCCCUAUCCUCUGCCUCCAGCAUCCCUCGCCGUUCGUUUGUCUCCGCCGCUGCCUCCGCCUCCUCCCGUCCCGCUGCCGUAGCUGCUGUUAGAUCUGUUCUCUGGACUGCUCUCUCGGCCCAACAGACUCGGGGAGUCAAGACCAUUGACUUUGCUGGCACCAAGGAGACUGUCUACCGGGCUGUAACGGCUGUAACGGCUGUAACAACUCUGUAUGUUCCGAUUCCUGCUGAUGGCAUCUUACCAGAACGCGCGGAUUGGCCCCGCGAAAAACUCCUUGAAUACUUCAAAAAUGACACCCUAGCCCUCAUUGGCUACGGCUCCCAGGGCCACGGCCAGGGCCUCAACCUGCGAGACAAUGGCCUCAACGUGAUCGUCGGCGUGCGAAAGGACGGUGCUUCGUGGAAGGAGGCCGUCGCUGACGGCUGGGUGCCGGGCAAAAACUUGUUCGAUGUCUCUGAUGCCAUCAAACGCGGCACUAUUGUCAUGAACCUCCUCAGCGAUGCCGCCCAGAGCGAGACAUGGCCCACCCUCAAGCCCCUGAUCACCAAGGGAAAGACCCUCUACUUCUCCCAUGGCUUCUCCCCUGUCUUCAAGGACCUCACCAAGGUCGAUGUCCCCAAAGACGUGGACGUCAUCCUUGUCGCCCCCAAGGGCUCCGGCCGCACUGUCCGUUCACUCUUCCGCGAGGGCCGUGGCAUUAACUCUUCCAUCGCCGUCUUCCAAGACGUCACCGGCAAAGCCGAGGAGAAGGCAAUCGCCCUUGGCGUUGCCGUCGGCAGCGGCUAUCUGUACAAGACUACCUUCGAAAAGGAAGUCUACUCGGAUCUCUACGGCGAGCGUGGGUGCCUCAUGGGCGGUAUCCACGGCAUGUUCCUCGCCCAGUACGAAGUCCUGCGCGAGCGUGGCCACAGCCCCAGCGAGGCCUUCAACGAGACCGUUGAAGAGGCGACGCAGAGCCUGUACCCGCUCAUCGGCGCCAAUGGCAUGGACUGGAUGUAUGCAGCGUGUUCGACGACGGCACGCCGCGGUGCCAUUGACUGGAGCAGCAAGUUCAAGGACACCCUGAAGCCCGUGUUCAACGAGCUGUACGACAGCGUCAAAGAUGGGCGGGAGACAAAACGCAGCCUGGAGUAUAACUCGCAACCGGACUAUCGGGAGAAGUACGAGAAGGAGAUGCAGGAGAUUCGCGAUUUGGAGAUCUGGCGAGCUGGAAAGGCCGUCCGUUCCCUCCGCCCGGAGAACCAGAAAUAA